Messenger RNA from Hevea brasiliensis (rubber tree), 1544 nucleotides. RefSeq names its product glycerophosphodiester phosphodiesterase GDPD6. The coding region runs from base 203 to 1372 and encodes 389 amino acids. Gene Ontology annotation, molecular function: glycerophosphodiester phosphodiesterase activity. The transcript has 8 exons. The record is from RefSeq and is a predicted model, not a curated record. Gene Ontology annotation, cellular component: vacuole. Gene Ontology annotation, biological process: lipid metabolic process. NCBI's taxonomy places the organism in Eukaryota, Viridiplantae, Streptophyta, Magnoliopsida, Malpighiales, Euphorbiaceae.
UUGAUUCUACGGACGGUCCACGGCUAAGAAUCCUAAACCCACCUUAGUGCAUAUCAUCACCGCACCAGAAGUUGACGCCUUUAUUUAUAUUUGACUUGUAAAGAGGGCCCAUCUCUGGGAAAGCAGCUAGUUGUUACGACUUUGAGCAGAAGAGAGGAGGGGAGAAAAGGAGAGGGCUUUGGAGAGAAGCUGUGCGAAUUCCAUGGCUUUAACAUGUUAUGUUCUCAUCAUAUUUCUAUCGCUUAUACUUGUGUCGACUGCAAGGCCAAUUUAUCCUCUACCAAGUAAAAUAAGCCAUGGUAGCAAACAGCCUUUACAGACAUCUCGUCCAUAUAAUAUUGCACAUCGAGGAUCAAAUGGAGAGAUUCCUGAGGAAACUGCUGCUGCAUACAAGAGAGCCAUUGAAGAAGGAGUAGACUUCAUAGAAGCAGAUAUCUUAUCCUCCAAAGAUGGUGUUCUUAUAUGCUUCCAUGAUGUUACCCUUGAUGACACAACUGAUAUUGCAGAGCACAAGGAGUUCGCAAAUCGUAAAAGGACCUAUGAUGUGCAAGGGGUCAACACUACUGGCUUUUUCACUGUUGAUUUUACCUUUGAAGAACUUAAGACAUUGCGGGUGAAGCAGAGAUAUCUGUUCCGGGAUCAACAAUACAAUGGAAAAUUUUCUAUUAUCAGUUUUGAAGACUUCAUAUCAAUUGCACUGGAUGCACCAAGAGUCGUUGGAAUAUACCCAGAAAUCAAAAAUCCUGUACUUAUCAACCAGCAUGUGAAGUGGUCAGAUGGGAAGCGAUUUGAGGACAAGUUUGUUGGUACUCUUAAGAAGUAUGGAUAUAACGGUUCAUAUAUGUCAAAGGAUUGGCUGAAACAACCUAUUUUUAUCCAAUCCUUUGCUCCAACUUCACUCGUGUAUAUAUCAAAUCUGACAGACUCGCCCAAAAUCUUCUUGAUUGAUGAUGUUACCAUUCCAACUCAAGAUACUAAUCAGUCUUAUUGGGAAAUCACUUCUGAUGCUUAUCUGGACUACAUUAAGGACUACGUGGUGGGCAUUGGACCCUGGAAGGAUACAGUUGUUCCUGUGGUGAAUAAUUAUUUGCAAGCAUCUACAGAUCUUGUUGCCAAAGCACAUUCCCAUGAUCUACAGGUGCACCCAUACACUUACCGGAAUGAGGAUUCAUUCUUGCACUACAACUUUCAUCAAGACCCAUAUGAAGAAUAUGAUUAUUGGAUUAACACAGUAGGAGUUGAUGGACUCUUUACAGACUUCCCAGGCAGCCUCCAUAAUUUUCAGGAAUGGACUUCACCUCUCUCUAAAGAUGAAUGUGCAUCUAAACUAUUGCAUAAGAUAGCAUUGUUGACCGCUUCAUAUAAAAAUUGAUAAGAGAACCAAAUUUAGUUAAUUGUCAUCAUUAGGUUCAGAUUCUCCAGGCAACAUUUCUUAUUUGUUCAUAGGAGAGUUUCCGGCUUCCGUAUAUUGAAUUUCCUGCUGAGAAUAAUAAAUGACGUUUGAUGAGUUAUUCAAUAGAAAAUGUUAUAUUUUGCUUGUUUCA